Emiliania huxleyi CCMP1516 is the source of this 552-nucleotide messenger RNA. RefSeq lists its product as hypothetical. The transcript is spliced from 5 exons. Bases 1 to 552 code for a protein of 183 amino acids. The record is from RefSeq and is a predicted model, not a curated record. Lineage: Eukaryota; Haptophyta; Isochrysidales; Noelaerhabdaceae.
AUGGAAUUUCUGCCCUGCCCCUGUCACGGCCCCGCCUGCCUCCCGGAGGCCCGCCCGGCCAUGCAAUCCGCCGCCGGACCGCCCGGCGGGUCCAACCCGAAGCGGGCGACCGGCCGUUCGCACCGCUCGGCCGACGGGGCGAUCCCCGCGGCCCUCGAUCGCUCGCCCCGGGACGUGGCCCGACCGGCCCACGCGCACGGCCUGGCCUCUACCGCCGGUUUCGGCGGCGCAAUUUGCGCCUUCAUCGCUCUCUGGAUCGUCCUGGCACCCAUCGGACUCCUCCCGACGGCACGCUCUUCGGCAAAAAGUCGCCGCCGGCUGUCCACGCCGAGCCAGCCAGUUGCCGGCUCGCACGGCAGCCUCUUCCUCUCGACCAGCCUCAACUUCGACACGGCCAGGCUGCAGCGGGGCACGACCAUCGUGCUGCCCUGUUGCAGCCUGACGUUUCCCACUGCUCUUGCGCUGGCACACUUCGGCCUUCCGCUGCUCGCGUUCGGCAAGCUCUUCUCCGCACUCCUGCCACGCACCAACUUCCCGAUUAAGUACGGUUAA